Messenger RNA from Leptopilina heterotoma, 566 nucleotides. RefSeq lists its product as uncharacterized. The transcript is spliced from 2 exons. Bases 123 to 365 code for a protein of 80 amino acids. Gene Ontology annotation, molecular function: peptidase inhibitor activity. NCBI's taxonomy places the organism in Eukaryota, Metazoa, Arthropoda, Insecta, Hymenoptera, Figitidae. The record is from RefSeq and is a predicted model, not a curated record.
GAUUAAUUAUUAUGGCAGUCAGUAAUUAACGAGACUCGCAACUGUUGACAAGUUAUUGGUUAAAAAAGAGUUUCCUUCAUCUUUUUUUCGCAAAAAUACUAAUAGUUUUCUAAUUUAAAAAAAUGAAAUUGAAAAUAUUCUCUUUAUUUGUGCUAAUGUUCUUCAUUGCAUUUAUGAACCAAGCUGAUGGAGAAAGAAAUUGUGUAGUUGGAAAGAGCUUUUACGAUGGUUGUAAUACAUGUAUCUGUGGAAAGGGAAAUAUUCAUAUAUGCACUGAAAUGGCUUGUGGAGAAAUAGAUCCAGUGACUAAUGUAAUGAAAGAACACGAACCUCUUCCACCUCCAGAGGAUUUUUAUGAGCCUUGAAAUUUAUUUAUUUUGUCAAAAUCAAUUGCCAAAAAAGGCAAUUUGAAAAUGUCAAAUAUAUUAACCGGCCUUGGAUUGUAAAACUUUUUCGACUGUGUUAAAAAAAUUCAUCUUUUUUCGAUUUAUUUUAUUAGAAUUCGAGUUUUUCCAAUUUUUUUCCAUCUGCUGUAAAUAUAACAAAAUAAAAAUUUUCUGAGUGUC